UAGUUACCAGCAGGAUCUGCCUGACAAGCAAGACUCUGGGCAUACUCGUUGACGCAUGCGCUCUGGGUCCAAACAUUCAACAACAACAGCGCGAAAAUGCAGUGGUCACUGUUAAAGUCAUUUCUGACAUAUUAAUAUCAACUAAGCCGAAGGUGGUUAGCCGCAUUUAGCUAGCCGUUUCUGCGUGGCUAACAACAUGAAGCCUACAAGAGGCUCCGCUCGGCUCCCCACUCAGGCUCCCAAAAAGAAAACCAGAAAGACACAAGAAAAGGCAGCAGGAUCUGCGACGGACGAGGACCAGGAGCCAAGUGACAAAGACAAGACCACCCACUCAAAACCACCCAAGGGGAGAAAAAAGGCUGCAGGGGGUUCCUCCUCGGUGUCAAAGAAAAGGAAAGUGCAGGGCAGCUGGGGACCGAUGCCUGGCUCUACCAUCACUGCUGUGGAGAACAUACUGGACUUAGUCAUACUAGAAACACUGGCUUUGAAGCGGACGAAGAAGGAAGAGACCCAGAAACACCUAAACGUCAUUAAAAACAGGUUUUUAGGGGACUGUGUGCAUCUUAAAGUUCCACUGCAGAAACAGAACGAUUUGGUUUAUUCGUCACAACACCACCAGGAGGAGGUGAAGAAGUCUGAGAUGAGAAAGUCGACGCUGGACUCCCUGGAGGAAAACUUGAAGGCUGUUGGCAGCAAGCUGGAAAGGGCCGAGGAGCAGAUCGUGUCUCUGCAGCAGACAUGUUCAACGCUGAGACAUGAGUUGGAAGAAGAAGAAGAAAAAGCAAAACAGAUUUUACAAAUGAGAGACCGUGGUGUUCUCAAGCUUUCGUCUUUCCCGUCACAUAAAGAGGAAACCACAUUAAAAUCCCGUUUAUGGAAAAUCAUCCCAGAGUGUGACUGUGAGACCAUGGCUCGGAAACUGGGCGCCGCUCUGCAGCAGCCGGCGUCUACCCAGGAGGCCCAGGAUCUACUUCUACAGGCACAGAAACAUGCCGAUCAGCUCUUCCCCACCCUGAACCUCUGCAUAUCUGAUUAAGAUGGAGUAGAAAUGAAUUUUUUGUCCUUCAGGCUUAUUAAUGCAAAAAAGAAUUUCCAUUUUUUUCUUUUAUAUAGAGGAGUAGGACUGUAUUUGCUUUCAGAGACAUUUUGCACCUUUACGGAAAAAAGGAUUUCCAAUUUUGUAGUUCAGUUUUGCUUAUAGUUCAGCAGGACAUUUUGAUACAUCAAAAUUAUAUUUUAGCUAUUUUUUAAACGGGUUAUUAUAUGUAUUAUUCUUUAGUCUGUCAAGCUAUGUGCUAUUUUUAAAGAAAGACUCACUUGCGCUUAUAAUUGUUAAUUUGUGAAGGAAAAAUAAACAGAAGUCAAAUUAGUGAA
Messenger RNA from Fundulus heteroclitus (mummichog), 1374 nucleotides. RefSeq names its product centromere protein Q. The record is from RefSeq and is a predicted model, not a curated record. The transcript is spliced from 9 exons. Bases 197 to 1036 code for a protein of 279 amino acids. Lineage: Eukaryota; Metazoa; Chordata; Actinopteri; Cyprinodontiformes; Fundulidae.